Molecule: messenger RNA, 1083 nt
Organism: Danaus plexippus (monarch butterfly)
Lineage: Eukaryota; Metazoa; Arthropoda; Insecta; Lepidoptera; Nymphalidae
Exons: 1
Coding region: 107-826 (239 amino acids)
Biological process (GO): negative regulation of apoptotic process; regulation of actin filament polymerization
Cellular component (GO): mitochondrion; apical plasma membrane; clathrin-coated vesicle
Source: RefSeq, a predicted model, not a curated record
UUUAUUGUUUGUUGCGCAAUACAAAAAGUCAAUACUGUGGAAAAGUCACCGCUCCCAAACAAACUUCUAGAACGAAUCAAAAAAUUAAAUCUCAGAGUUCUCAAAAAUGUCAAACACUUUUAUGGAUAGGGUCCGCUCGUUUUUCGGAUUUGAAUCAAAUUCUCCUAGAAAUGACUUCCGCAAUCCUAUCUGGGGUUCAGACGACGACGACGAUGGAGACGAACUGUACACCAAAAAUCCAAUGGACAUUUAUAAGGAUCCGGUAGACUUGCACCGUGAGUUCUCUAGACAAAUGCAAGAUAUGUUAAAAAAUUUGGGAUCAAUAUUCGGUGACCUCGGUUCCUUCUUCGGUCCCGGCGACAUGGAAUCGUUCGGGACCAUGACAGACUUACCGAUUCCGGAUCCAGAAACCGAUAAAUUUGACAGCAAUCGCAUUAGAGAUUACUAUUUAAAACCUGGUUAUCAUGACUAUAAAUAUGAGCAACCAAAAGUGGACAAUGAUUUGGAUGGGAAGAUAUCUUCUAAUGAGAUAUCCGGCCUCUUGCAGAAAAAGGAUGAAGAUCCGAUAGUUCCACAGACACCUUUCAACGGAACACUUGUUCCUGGCAGACCAUUUUGUCAAACGAUAAUCACAACAAGUGUAACGAAAGCUGACGGCACAGUGGAAACUCGUAGAAUCGUUAAAAAUGGCAAUGAAGUCAUCGAAGAAACAACAACAUCUACUGAACCAGAUUCAAGAGGACCCUUCAACCCUAUGAUAAGCCCUAUCGACACUACUAACUUUAUGUUCUCAACACUUUCAUCACUUUUAAAGAACUUUUACUAAUUUUAAUAAGAAUUGUAGUAACCAAUAAGAGGUUUAAAACUAUUUAUUUAAAAAUAGCAUGUGAUGGAUCGUUUUUGAUUAUGAUGAUAAUGAAGAAUUCAUUCAUAUCACAUCACUCGAGUUCCAAUGUCCAUAAUGAUUUAGUAACUUGUAUUCCAUAUGACAUUAAUAUAGAAUCGUUAUGAUCUUGUAGAUUCAUAAAUAUCAUAAUGUAUGGAUAUUAUUAAAUUAUGAAUAAAAAUACAUAAACAUUGCAA